Messenger RNA from Linum tenue, 702 nucleotides. The record is from the annotation of a GenBank genome assembly. NCBI's taxonomy places the organism in Eukaryota, Viridiplantae, Streptophyta, Magnoliopsida, Malpighiales, Linaceae.
AUUUUUUUCUUCGUUGCUGAACCUAACACAACAGAGGAAGAGACAAAGAUCUUGUAGCAAAACGAACCAAAAAGAAAAGAAAGAAAAGAAGAAGGAAGAAAAAGAUGACAGCCGUUUCAGAUAAGAAAGCAUUUCCAGAGGCUAAUGUAGACAAAGAGCUGAAUCCUAGCCACAACAAAAGAGUUGAGGUUGAUUCCACUUCCUCCAGCAUUGCUGCCUCCCUCGCCAACAAGCAGGAAAAAGAGGAGGCAGAAAAGAAGAAGGCGAGCGAGGAUAAUAAGGAUCGUGCGGAAAGCUUGAAAACAACGGUCAUAAUCUCAGUGAUCUUUGCUGCUGUUGCUGGUGCUGCAUUCGGCAUCGUCAAGAAAUUGAGAGAGAGACAAACCUGAGAAUGAGCCAAAUAUAAAACCCAAAGAAAAAUCAUGGCCCAUUGAUUAGGCUGGUUAACUAUAUCUUUUACUUGUUUCUUGCUUUUGUUUUUUCCUAAAUUGAAGAGUUUUUUUUUGGAUUUUGGAUUUAUUUCAACCCUUGCUUUCUGCAGAAGUUUUUCGUAGAGAAAACUGGAAAAUCUUGCUACAGUUCAGCUGCAACAUCACCCUAGUUUAGAGUGGCAUUAGUUUGAUCAUUAUAUUGAGACGCUUAACCAAUGUCGUAAUUAGGAUGUGACAAAUGUGUUUAUCGUCCACACAAUCACGUAAGAGG